Molecule: messenger RNA, 862 nt
Organism: Cynocephalus volans (Philippine flying lemur)
Lineage: Eukaryota; Metazoa; Chordata; Mammalia; Dermoptera; Cynocephalidae
Gene: GLIPR2
Product: GLI pathogenesis related 2
Exons: 5
Coding region: 48-512 (154 amino acids)
Cellular component (GO): extracellular region
Source: RefSeq, a predicted model, not a curated record
GCGGGCGAGGCAGCGCAGCGCAGCGCAGGGCAGCGGGAGCCGAGGCCAUGGGCAAGUCAGCUUCCAAACAGUUUAAUAAUGAGGUCCUGAAGGCCCACAAUGAGUACCGGCAGCAGCACGGCGUCCCCCCGCUGAAGCUCUGCAACAAGCUCAACCGGGAGGCUCAGCAGUAUUCUGAGGCCCUGGCCAGCACGAGGAUCCUAAAGCACAGCCCAGAGUCCAGUCGUGGCCAGUGCGGCGAGAACCUCGCGUGGGCAUCCUACGAUCAGACAGGAAAGGAGGUGGCUGAUAGAUGGUACAGUGAAAUCAAGAACUACAACUUCCAGCAGCCUGGCUUCACUUCGGGGACUGGACACUUCACGGCCAUGGUGUGGAAGAACACAAAGAAGAUGGGAGUGGGGAAGGCAUCUGCAAGUGACGGGUCCUCCUUCGUGGUGGCCAGAUACUUCCCCGCGGGGAAUGUUGUCAACCAGGGCUUCUUCGAAGAAAAUGUCCUGCCUCCGAAGAAGUAAUUCAAAUGUAAUGGGAAGGUGGCAGACUUGAAUGUGCAUACAAAGUGCCUAGAACAACAAAAGCCCAGCUGUGUGUCUGUCCCUGGGGGUACAAGUGCUUGUGUGUGUGAUGCACGUGAGCAUCUCUUGUACACACACUAGGAUAUACAGUUCUGCAUGAGCUCAUUCUCGUUAAAGAAAUGAGCAUAGGAAGUAUUUACCCUGAUGGUUAGUUACCUAGGUCACAGCUAUUUGGAUUUCGGGGGGGAAAUCAAUUUUUAAAAUUUUUUUGUUAUUUUAAGCUCUUUUGUACCUUUCUUACUUCUAAUAUCUGUCCCUGGACUUUUUGUAUUUCAAAUAUUUGUGAUGCU